Molecule: messenger RNA, 1859 nt
Organism: Salvelinus sp. IW2-2015
Lineage: Eukaryota; Metazoa; Chordata; Actinopteri; Salmoniformes; Salmonidae
Gene: tnfa
Product: tumor necrosis factor a (TNF superfamily, member 2)
Biological process (GO): immune response
Cellular component (GO): membrane
Molecular function (GO): tumor necrosis factor receptor binding
Source: RefSeq, a predicted model, not a curated record
UAUAACAGCAGCGCUCAGAGUAUCAAUCAAUCAAACACAGCAACAGCAGGAGCAUCACUACCUUCAAGAACAACCUCUAAGAAGAGUGCUGGAGUUUAGCACUACAUUUUUACAAACUUCUAGACCGCAAAAGAGCUUAACUGGCACUUGAACUCUCUUCGAAUACUGCCUUGGCUUAAGUAGGUAAAGGAAGUCUCUACUCCAGGAUCCACCGAAAGUUCUACUAAAACGAUGGAAGGUGAUUGCAGCAGAGUGACCGUAGACAUGGAGAAUGGCCCUGUGUACCCGUCACCGACCGUGACCCUGGUACGGGAGAAGUCCACACCACAGUGGAGGCUGUGUGGUGCCCUGUUGGCAAUGGCACUGUGUGUCUCAGCUGCACUUUUCAUUACCUGGCAUGCCAAGACACAAGAUCCCAACGAGAAAGCUGAUGGACUUCCGCUUACGUUGAGACAACUCUCUGGAAACAGAAAGACUGCCAUUCAUUUAGAAGGUGAAUACAACGCCAAUGGAGGAUACAAGUCCUCAGUGGAGUGGACAGAUGACGAGGGCCAGGAAUUCUCACAGGGGGGUCUUGAACUCAACAACAACGAAAUUGUGAUUCCCCAGAAGGGCCUAUACUUCAUCUACAGCCAGGUCUCUUUCCACGUCAGCUGCAAGGCCGACCGCAAGCACCCUAACAACCAGGACAUGGUUCACCUGAGUAACACGGUCACGCGCUGGUCCCCAAGCUACGGCACCGAAGACGACAAGGAGUACCAGACGCUGCUCAACUCUGUACGUACCGUGUGUAAGAAGUCUUCCAACAACGAGGCUGCGAGUGAAGGGAAAUGGUAUAAUGCAGUGUAUGUUGGAGCAGUGUUCAGCCUGGAGAAGGGAGACAGGCUCCGGACGGCCACAGAGAACAGGCUUCUGCCCUAUCUGGAGAGUGGCGAUGGGAAGAACUUCUUUGGUGUGUUCGCCUUGUAAGACAGACCAAAAUGGCUGACGACAGAGAGGAAGGCUGUGUCCCAAAUGCCAACCUAUUCCCUAUACUUUUGACAAGAGCUCUACGGGUGAAUUAUAUACAGGGAAUAGGUCCCCAUUUGGGAUGCAGCCACAGUGUGAGAGAAAAUGUAGCUAAUUACAUGAAGAAGAAGAAGAAGAAGAAGAAGAAGAAGAAGAAGAAGAUACGAGAAGGUUACCUGAUAGGAGUCGGGGCCGGUUCAUCUACUGAAGUUGACUGAGGUUAAGGCAUUGUUGUUUUAUGUUAAAGCCAAUGCUUUUAUACUCUUCUGUCAAAGAUGAGGAAUUAUACGCCUGAGUACCAGUCUGUUUGUGCCAUCAUACCACUUCUUGCCUCCCUUUGACAUGCCAAACAUUGGCUUGCAACGACAGCAUGGAGUAGUCAAGAGCACAAACAGAUCUGGGACCAGGCUAGAGGAAUUAUACCAACCUAUGUAAACUGUAGCAGUUUAUAUAUACUUGGGGUUUAUUGUAUAACAGAUGUGUUACCGUGGUGUUACCAUGGCAGCAUCUUUCUAUAAUGUUAAAGUACUAUGUACUGAACUAGUGUUACUCUCAGGACCUGCUGCUGAAUUACCAUCCACAGCACUCAAACCAACCGUGUUAUAUCCUUUUAUCUGAAGGAAUUCUGACGACGAUUCAAUGUAUUUUUAGCAUUUUGAUAUCGGCUGCUACAUCUUAUUGAGAAGUUAAAAUAGUUUCUAAUUGAUUCUGAAUGUCUUCCUCUUUUUUAUUCAUAUAGCUAUUAUUAUUUCUAAUUUAUUUGUUCAUUAUAGUUGUAUUGUUGUCUAUUUAUAUAUUGUUAUUUAAAUGGAAUUUGACCAUAUUUAUUUAAUUUAUUUAAUUUAUUUGAA